This is a messenger RNA of Trichoplusia ni (cabbage looper), 2768 nucleotides long. RefSeq lists its product as uncharacterized. Gene Ontology annotation, molecular function: protein binding. The record is from RefSeq and is a predicted model, not a curated record. The transcript is spliced from 8 exons. NCBI's taxonomy places the organism in Eukaryota, Metazoa, Arthropoda, Insecta, Lepidoptera, Noctuidae. Bases 303 to 1700 code for a protein of 465 amino acids.
UUGACAGACGACGUUUCUUCGCGACUGUAUUGUAUGAUAAUGUCAGUCAGAUGGUGUUUUGUGUAUAAUUUUUAUUAUUACAGACAAUAUUUUGAUGAUUGAUUCGAUUUACGUGGUUUCGUAUUAGAAAGACAUCUUGUCUUGUUAUUUGACUCUAGCUUCUGUAAAAUCUGUUAGUAAAGCCUUGUUAAACCUAAAUACCAUAUUUCUUACGUUUGUCGGAAACUCAUUUAAGUCUAUUACAAUACAAUAUUGUUUCUACCUUGAUUGUCGUAUUCAAACUUAAUAAAGUGGCUACCAUCAUGUUUGCAAUGGGCCCUGAGUUUUUUAAUUUUAUCAAAAAGUUGGAGGAAAACGGCGACAAGCUGACUUCAAGUACACCAUUCGAACAACCUCUGGAUUUUGAAUUUAAUAACUCCACAUGUCAUGUGUGUAAUGGGUAUUACGGUCCCAGCUUUGGGGAACCUGUUUGUGUGACUUGUCAUGCAUUUCUGUUCCCCGAUUUCCCAUCAUACUUGCCAUCUUCAUAUUUCUACAGUGAGAAGACUGAUGACGGAGACUCUGGCAAUGAUGAGCCAUCAGACCUUAACUAUAGCUCUGAAAGGAAAUUGAAUAGAGCAUGUGCUCUGCCCCCUUGGUGGUAUUAUAGAAAUUCACUAGAUAGUGAAACAAGCCCGGAGGACGAAGCAAGUAGAGCUAGCAACUCUGGUGCAGGCGCAAGCAGUAGUGGUAAUGGUGGUUCAGCCAGUGCUAAUGGAGGCCCCAGCCGCUCAGACAGCCAGGGCCCAGGCCGGCCGGAGGGCCGCGCCGAUGGUGCCAGGUCUGCUGACGGCGGGGCGAGUCGAGACGACCCGGCCGGGCUGGGUCCUCCGCCGCACCCGCCCUGCCUCGCACGUUCCUUGCAGGCACUUUCCACACCCCGACCUCCUGAUAAUCUUGCGCCGGGUCUUGUGGAGCAGAUGCCUUCUGAAGUGCUGCUGUCCAUCUUCAGCUACCUGGACGACCUGUCGCUGAGCGCGUGCGCGUGCGUGUGCGCGCGCUGGUGGCGGCUGGUGCGCGCGCGCGUGUCGCCGCCGCGCUGGGCCGCCUUCACCGCGAGGCGCUUCCCGCUCUACAGGCCGCUGCUGGCCAACAUCGACUGGCAUAAGAAAUAUCAGUCGCUGGUAGAGUCGUGUUUCUGCCGCAACUGUCUCGUGCAGAUGUGUGUGCAGGCGCAGCCCGCCGGCGAGGAGAACGCCUGGCGCAGGAACCGACUGCGCAUCGAACUCAAGAUGUUACGCAACGACCCGCCAGAGGGCAUCGCGGCGACCCCGCUGGACCCGAAGUGUUGCCACUGGCAGGCCAGCGUCACCGGGCCGGUGGGCUCGCCCUACGAGGGCGGCGUGUUCUAUCUCUACAUACAGGUGCCUUACGCCUACCCCAUGAGUCCGCCGGUAGUCCGCUUCCUGACGCGCAUCCUGCACCCGAACAUCUCCCGUCACGGCGACGUCGGCAUCGACUCCGUGCAUCACAACUGGUCGCUGGCGCUCACCAUCAGCAAGGUGCUCAUCUCCAUACAGAGCCUGCUCACCGACCCUUAUACUGCUGUGUGUAUGGAGCCUGAGUUAGGCGACAUGUACGUCCGCGAUCGCGCCCGCUUCGAGAUGCUCGCUAGGAACUGGACGUGGCGUUACGCCAUGCACGACAUACUACCCUACUGACAUAAGUGGACAGUGACAGUGACUAAGUAUACAGUGAGUUCGGAUCUACGUUGAAACUCUCAUAGCGGACAAGAGUUGUUACUGUGGAGAAAUUAACGUAUAGGUGAGAUUGGAGUGAAGGAACAAUCGCAUGAACGAAGUACGCAUACGCUAAGUGAACUGUGCCCAGUGCAGUAAUUCGUCACGAUUGGUUUUGAAAGGUAACGAUAGACUGGCAUGUCAAAGUAUUUUUCACCCAUUAUUAAGUGGAGCCCUACGUCCAGCAGUAGACUGCGAUGGGCUGAGUUAACUACAUAUUAAUUGUUUGAUGUAAACUUCACAAUGAACAGAAAGUGAUACGACAUUAUGGUAGCACUUAUAACAAUUUGUCAUUAGUCGACGUGGUCGACCGACUACGCUAAUUUCGCUCUUUAUUUGGAAAAUUAAGAGAGCUUAUUUAAGCAAGUGUGGUAUGGAAUAUCUUAUGUGAUCAAGACGUAGUCUACCUGUAUGCCAAAAUUUCAUUAAAAGUAUAUUGUCUAUGUACCUAUACGUAGGUCGUAGGUAUGAUGAUGUGACUUAUGUAUUCAAAUAUAGAAUAUAAUAAGUUUUGCGUAAUUGGUUAGUAAAUAUAUUUUAAUCAUACAUUGAAUAGCAGGUACCAAUAAUGGGAUAAUAUGUCCUGUAUGAAAAGUAGUUAUGUGAGCCCAAAAUAGUUCAUAAAGGUUUGAAUGAACUUACCUCUGAAUGAUUUUUUUCACUGUGUUAUUUUUACUUAAUUGAAAAUAUUAUCAGCUUCGCAGCGCUCAUUGCGUUUUAUACAAUAAAAUGUUUCAUGUAUUUUGCUAUUUUCAGCAAAUCUUUGUAAACCUUAGCCUUAACGGUUUGCGAUAAAACCUGGUAUAUUUUUAAUAAUGUAACCUUUUAAAGGAUUAUUCAACAGUUUUGUAUAUUUAUAAACUACGUAAUUUUAAACAACGCACGAUAUCGUAUGACAAAUAAAAACGCACGCAAAUGUAUAGAAUGGCUGUGUUUGAUGUAAUAAUUAUGUAUUGAAAUUAAUAAACAAUAAAUUGUACUGAACGAUUA